UCCGUACCGAAUUGUCCAAGAGAACAGUUGCUUCCCCUAACCAGAUCCAAACAUCCAUCGAAUCGAAUCCUUUACCCACAAUGCCGUCCAACAACUCCCAUGAGCGGCGUUCUCCCACAUCCCGCGCCGAAAUCAUCCUCUCCAACAAAGCAAACGUAGGACUCCUGCCAACCGCAUGCCCCGUCGCCGAAACCGCCAUUAGCGGUGCUUUAUCCGCAUCAGCCGGCAUCGACAUGACAGGCGGCCUGGUCAACUACAUCGCCACUCGAGCCGCCAACGCGCAGCUCGACAAGAUCCGGCGGCCCAUGACCGACGCCCUGAAAGCGAUGAAGCUAGACAGCGACACGCUCGCCAUUCUCUCCGCGCGGAUCGACAAGCUCGAGGCGUGGAAUUGGUUGAUGCAAUGCUGGAAGCUAGAUGCUCAUAACGAGGAUCCGGAAAGCGUGGUGCAGAACGGGAUGCCCGUGCGGGAGGUCAAGGAAGUCAGCGUCAAAGUGUACGAUCAGUUGAAGGAGGAACUUCCAGCGCUUAGAAAGAAGGUGCAGGGCUUCAUCGACAGAGGCGGGAAAGCUAGGGAACGAGAUGCCGAGACGUCGCAGUUGUGUGGCGAGUUUAACUCCCUGUCUGAUAGAUAUAAGUUCCUCGAGGAAAACGUAGAUGCAGUCAUGGCCCUCCGCAGAAAUGAGGAGACCGAAGUGUUUGCGGAUGUAAUGGAGGAUUUGGCGCACACUUGCUCGAAGGUUGGGCCUUGCGAUUGUAUCGCUAUCCAGAUGAAUAAGGAUCCGAAUGGGCCCCGCACAAGAAGGGUCGAGAUCGCACCAGGUAUUUGGGCGUGGGAGGGGUAUUAAGCUGCUCAUUCAUAUGGUGAGCGUGUAAGGGACUCCUAUUCUUUAUACGAAAUCAAACACAU
Messenger RNA from Trematosphaeria pertusa, 910 nucleotides. RefSeq lists its product as uncharacterized. The record is from RefSeq and is a predicted model, not a curated record. The transcript has a single exon. Bases 81 to 848 code for a protein of 255 amino acids. Lineage: Eukaryota; Fungi; Ascomycota; Dothideomycetes; Pleosporales; Trematosphaeriaceae.